CCAUCUUUUGCUCUGCGACCCCCUGAGGAUCAAAGCGAAUGCGGAACAUUAGGGAUUGCAACUUUCAAAGUCGCCAUGGCUUUUGAACCUCUAAUUCCCUAGAACCUGAAUGUAGGAAUUUUACACUCGUGAGUUGUAGAGAAAUAAGUUUUCUCUUGGUGAUGCUAGAUUUUGGUGAAACGGAUUCAACAUACUUGGAACAAGCAGCCCUGUUCCAAUUGGGAUCCUUUACAAUUUGACUAUUCUUUUCUAGAAGAGUCUUAAUGACGGUUGACCUGCAGAUGUAGCUAUAUUUGUGCUAACCGUGGAAUUUUCUGUAGGGUGAAAGUAUUUUUUACACUCUCAAACACAAACUUAUUUGAAGUAGUGUGACCAAUUGCUAACUAUUCCUCAUACAAGAUAAAGCAGCAUCAGUUACUGAAAUAUUGAUGCAGGGUCAUAAUUGAAUUGACACUUGGCAGCCGAAUGAAUGAUGAAAUGGCAUCCAUAGAGCAACUUUCAAAGUCGCCACGGCUUUUGAACCUCUAAUUCCCUAGAACCUGAAUGUAGGAAUUUUACACUUGUGAGUUGUAGAGAAAUAAGUUUUCUCUUGGUGAUGCUUGAUUUUGGUGAAACGGAUUCAACAUACUUGGAACAAGCAGCCCUGUUCCAAUUGGGAUCCAUCCUUUACAAUUUGGUCAGUGGAACAAUCUUGUUCAAAGGCUCUCCUUUUCGUUGCAUUAUUGUGUCUUCUAAUGUCUUAUCUUUUCUUUGUAGACUUUUCUCUUCUAGAAGAGUCUUAAUGACGGUUGACCUGCAGAUGUAGCUAUAUUUGUGCUAACCGUGGAAUUUUCUGUAGGGUGAAAGUAUUUUUUACACGCUCAAACACAAACUUAUUUAAAGUAAUGUGACCAAUUGCUAACUGUUCCUCAUGCAAGAUAAAGCAGCAUUAGUUGUUAUUGAAAUAUUGAUGCAGGGUCAUAAUUGAAUUGACACUUGGCAGCUGAAUGAAUGGUGAAAUGGCAUCCAUAGAGCAACUUAUUUAUCUGGAUCUCUUUUAAGUAUUAAUGGUGUUAUGGGCAUGUACUUAUGACCUGAAAUCUAAACUCUUUUAUGCGCAUGUAUUCAUUAGAUAGUCGUAGUUAAUAAAUAGAGGUAGACUUCGAUAUUUUCUAUUUAAACCCUAUGAAUGGAGGGAGCAGAAUGCAUUUUCACUUGAAAUUUUAUUUUUGCUAUUUUCCUUGCAGUGGUUGAGGGCUUCUAGCUGACUGUUUCCUUGCUGAGUGCUAGAUUAAUAGUGGACUGAGAAUCACUAACCGAGCUUGAAAUGCAAUCAAAAGAAGACUGUUCUACAGCAUUCAUUAAGACUUUAAAGUCUAUCUGUACCCACUUGGUAGAAGCUGAUAGCCAAUUGCAUUAGACUUUUAGUCGCUCUGUCCUUGCGCUGCAUUAUAUCGCAUAAAUUUCAACAUUCAAAAUGUGACUAUUUGACUUGUUAAUACCCUUGAUCUAGCCAAUCCAUCUAUUGCCCAGUUUUGGGGAGUAAAACAGAAGGACCCGGGUUGGUUAAUACCCUAUUUGUUCAGUAACAUUUUGCAUUGAGCAAUAGAAAGCACCGACGUUGAGCGAUAGGAAGGAUUGAAUCAAAUUACCCUGAUAAAUCUAUGCAAACUUUUUAAGGGUCACCCAUCAUUGGAUUAGCCUAGCUCAAAAAUAUUUAAUUUGAAAGUUCUUUAUCUACAUUCAAUCUAAAAGGUAUGCAGUUGGUGUUAUUUUCUUCAUUAUUAUCAUUGAUAUAUAUACUACUUUCUCUAGAGUCCCAUUUUAGACCUGACCUUGGGCUUUCGAAGUAUUACAUUCUCUCCCCUUGAGCAUAUGAUGUUCUCGUCAUGUGAUCUUACAAUUGGUUCUAAAUUUUCUUCUCUUUGGGGGCUGGCAUCCUAGAAGCCCGUCAGGAGCAACUCCUUGUUCAGACCCUUGUGCCCUGACACCACCCUCCGCUCUCAUCGGAUCACCUUCUCCAAAGGUCAACUCUGAUACCCCCUUUAAUAUCCCGCAUUGAGCGAUAGGAAGAACCGGAUCAACUUAUUCUAAUGGACUAACGCGAACUUCUCAGGGGUCAACCCAUUCUUGAACUAUCCUAGUUCAAGCAUAUUUAACCCGAAAAUUCUUUAUCCACGUUCAACUCAAAAAGUAUCUAUUUAAUAUUAUUUUCUUCUUUACUAUCUUCAAUAUAUAUACUAACUUUUCUAAAGUUACUUCUUAGAUAUGACUUUGAGCUAUUACAUGUUUGUUUCCUGUUUAAGCCCCCUUCAGAAUACUGUAUGUCAGAAGUGUUGGUCAGGUAGGGAAAGCCAUGAAAAUAGGUCAUGAAAGAUGGAAACACAAAUUUUCUUCGUGACUCCGGCCUACUACUGAACAGAAUCUAGUUAUAUACGGUUCCACAUGCUUCUGUACAUGGUAAUUGGUAAGUCCAAAAUUGUUCAAUUGACUCCAGCCUUUGACUUCCAUUUUCUGAUCGACUUUUAUGAUAUUCAGUCAGCAAUUAGCUGCUCUUUCUGAUCUCAAGGCCAGUUUAAGAAGCCACUCACAUUUAAAAAAGAGUCACAGGAAAUAGGAUAACUGAUAUUGGAAUGUUCUAAGAGUGCCGUGUGUUCUUUGUGUCAUGUUCUUCAACUUCUACCCCAAAAUAAUAUAUCCUGAAACAUGGGUCUUCAUUUCAUUUCUGUUUCUUUUCUUCAGACUUUGCACUUCCAUUGAUACCUUAACCUCAAGCCACCCCAUCAAAGAUGGGGACCUUUUGGUGUCAAGUGGGGAGAUCUUUGCACUUGGGUUUUUUAGCCCUGAAAAUUCCAGAUAUAGGUAUGUUGGGAUAUGGUACAAGAAGAUCUCGGUACAAACCAUAGUUUGGGUUGCAAAUAGGAACAAUCCAAUCGACGGUACAACUGGAGUGCUGUCCAUCAACAAAGAUGGAGAUCUCAUCAUCUACAAUCAGAACCAAAGUGUUCCAUUUUGGCAGACAAAUAUUUCAGCAGCAAUAACAGCAAGCAGCAGCUAUUCAGCUCAACUCCUUGAUUCUGGAAAUUUGGUGUUGUUUCGAGAUAAUAAUGGAAGUAGACUUGUUGCAUGGCAAAGUUUUGAAUAUCCAACACAUAUGAUGCUACCAAACAUGAAACUGGGGCUGGACCGCAAGACCGGUCAGGAGUGGUUCUUGACGUCUUGGAAGUCGCCAAAUGACCCUGGCACUGGGGAGUAUUCUUAUAGGAUAGAUCCAAAUGGCGUGCCCCAGUUAGUUGUGCUCAAGGGCUCAGCCUAUAGAUGGAAGUCCGGGCCAUGGAUCAAUAACAAAUGGAGUGGUAUACCACAGAUGUCACCUGACUUGAUAUACAAUGGCAGUUUUAUUGACAACAUUGAUGAGCUCUCUGCAACGUAUGGUGUUGUUGAUGCCUCGGUUGUGUCCAUAUUGUUCCUGGAUGACUCUGGUUUUUUACAGAGAAGCACCUGGCAUGAUGACAAUCAUAGAUGGGUACAGUUCUGGUCGGCCCCCAAAGAUCAGUGUGACUAUUAUGGCAGGUGUGGUGCAUAUGGUAAUUGCGAUCUAAACAAUGGGGUUGAUUUUGAGUGCACAUGCCUCCCGGGAUAUGAACCCAUGUCUCCACGUGACUGGUAUUUGCAAGAUGGGUCAGCUGGAUGCAAGAGGAAGCACAUGGUAGAUCACAUGUGUGGUGCUGGAGAAGGGUUUGUCAAGGUUGCAAAUGCAAAGGUUCCUGAUGUCUUGGAGGCACGAGUAGCAAUGAACUUGAACAUGGAAAAGUGCAAGAAAGCUUGUUUGGGAAACUGUUCUUGCUUGGCUUACACAAGUGGAGGCAGUGGCGAGUGUUUCACAUGGUAUGGGGAUUUGAUGGAUGUAAGGAAAUUCCCCUACUGGGGACUAGACUUGUAUAUACGUGCUGAUGCAAAUGAAUUAGCUGAACAAUCAAAGAAACCCCAGAAUUUGCAUGGGAAGAAGAUGGCAGCUGUGGUAACUUCUGUUAUUUUAAUGUCACUGCUGAGCAUUCGCUUACUAUGCUGGUUGGUGAAAAGAAGAAAAAAAGGAUCCAACAUUCAAACCAGCGAUAUUGAAAAUCUUGACUCGCCCAUAUUUGAUAUGGUGGAAAUUGAAGGGGCGACUAACAACUUUUCUGACACUAAUAGAAUUGGAGAAGGUGGUUUUGGGAUCGUUUACAAGGGUCUGCUGUCAACUGGAAAGGAGAUAGCUGUCAAACGGCUCUCAGUCAAUUCCAAACAAGGUCUUGAUGAAUUCAAAAACGAGGUUAUAUUGAUCACCAAACUUCAACACCGGAAUCUGGUAAGGCUUUUGGGAUGUUGCAUUAAUGGUGAAGAAAGGAUGUUAAUUUAUGAGUACAUGGCCAAUGGAAGCUUGGAUUCCUUCAUUUUUGGUCAUGAAAACACAAGAACUAAAUCCCUCACCUGGAGGCGACGUUUAAAUAUUAUUGUGGGGAUUGCUCAAGGACUUCUUUAUCUUCAUCAUGAUUCAAGAUUCAGAGUAAUUCAUAGAGAUCUCAAAGCCAGCAAUGUACUACUUGAUGGUGAUUUGAAUCCUAAGAUUUCUGAUUUUGGCCUGGCUAGGGCUUUUGGAGGAGAUCAAUCUUCUGCAAUAACAAGAAGAGUAGCUGGAACAUAUGGUUACAUGUCUCCAGAGUAUGCUAUAGAUGGCAUCUUUUCAAUGAAAUCAGAUGUCUUUAGCUUUGGAGUCAUGGUUUUGGAAAUACUGAGUGGUGAAAGGAACAGAAUGUUCUAUCAUCCCGACCAUGAUCUUAACCUUCUUGGACAUGCAUGGAAACUUUGGAUUGGAAGAAAGGCCUCUAAGCUAUUAGACCCUCGAGUUGAGGGCUCAGUUCCAAUGUCAGAGAUAUUAAGGUGCAUACAGGUUGGUCUUCUGUGUGUGCAAAAAUGCCCAAAAGACAGACCGGCCAUGUCAUCUGUGUUCUUAAUGUUGAUCACUGAGACUGCAGUCCUACCCCAGCCCAAGCAACCAGGGUUUUAUAUGGAGAGGAUUCCACAGGAGGCCCAUCAUCUGAUGGCUGAAAGAAUUUCCAGCAUCAAUGAGGUGACUGCGACACAAUUAGAGGCCCGCUAAAACAACUUGUUGUUCGUAGCUGAUACAUAAAUAAUUGAAGAGAGAAGCCUUACACUGCCUCUGUCGUGCCCUGUGUCUCCUUAAAAAUGAACUUAGGUAUCUUUUUCCCUUGCCCUUUCCGUCUUUGCUAUCUAUUACUGUUGAACAGAGAAAUCUCUACUGAAUAUUCUUAUGAACUUGGUACUUUUGCUUAGCAUUGCUUUACUGAUCAAAGCAACCGACAAGGAAUCAUGUAUAAACUAAAUUCUAGCAAUAACACUUCCCAACUUACAA
Molecule: messenger RNA, 5392 nt
Organism: Diospyros lotus (date-plum)
Lineage: Eukaryota; Viridiplantae; Streptophyta; Magnoliopsida; Ericales; Ebenaceae
Product: G-type lectin S-receptor-like serine/threonine-protein kinase SD1-1
Exons: 8
Coding region: 2645-5119 (824 amino acids)
Biological process (GO): protein phosphorylation; recognition of pollen
Molecular function (GO): ATP binding; protein serine/threonine kinase activity
Source: RefSeq, a predicted model, not a curated record